AUGAGUCAUCCUUGGUUUUUUCAUCUUCUACACACAGCAAUGGCGUCCGCGGCAAAAUCACUGGUCCAAACCCUAAGAAAAUACAUAAAAAAGCCCUGGGAAAUCACCGGCCCAUGUGCAAGCCCCGAGUACAAGCUGGCCGUCCCUCUCGCCACCGAGUAUCGUCUCCACUGUCCGGCGAGCUUCCCCCAGCAAGCAAUCGUCCCCACCUCCGAUCCCGAGACCGUGUACGAUAUCAAGUACUUCUCUCGGGACCAGCGCCGUAACCGACCCCCGAUUCGCCGGACUGUGUUGAAGAAAGCUGACGUGGAGAAGAUGAUGAAGGAGAAGACUGGGUUUGAUGUGUCGGAGUUUCCUCCUGUUUAUUUGACCAAGAUUGUUGAGGAGGAUUAUAAUGCUCGUGGUGGUGGUUAUACUCACUAAGAGGCAUUUCGGCUGCGGAUAGAAGGAACUAGUGGUUUCCAAGAAUUCUAUUAAUUAUAGUUCAAAACUGUUGCUUAACUUUCGAGCAGCUUGAAACUAUUCAGUUGAUAGUUCUCUCAGCAGUGUAUGUAUCUGUGUUCUGUUCAUUUGUACCACCAUGAAUACCUGGGCAUCAAUUCAACUGGAUCCCGAGAAUUGGCUGUUUUGUUUACUGUGGUGAAAUAAGAUAUGAUCUUGUCUUGCACAUUAUCAUCUAGAUAUCCCUUUCAAAAUUGGAGUGAAAAUGUCAAUUGUGUUUUAAUUUC
This is a messenger RNA of Daucus carota subsp. sativus, 728 nucleotides long. RefSeq lists its product as uncharacterized. Bases 1 to 423 code for a protein of 140 amino acids. The transcript is spliced from 3 exons. The record is from RefSeq and is a predicted model, not a curated record. Lineage: Eukaryota; Viridiplantae; Streptophyta; Magnoliopsida; Apiales; Apiaceae.